GACGCCCCUCACCAUGCCUUCGGUCGUGCUGUCGCUACUUGGUCUUGGCCUUGGUGCUCUACAUGCCUCGUCAGUCUCUGCUGGUCAAGUGCCUGUUGUCGAUGGUGUUAUUGGCGGUGUAAGGACCUCUGACUCGACAACCAAAAAUCUGGAGACUUUGGCCAGUGACGUCCGAGCUUCUACGCCUACACCAGGAGCUCUGCGUGUCACGGAGAACUCGGGCAUCUGUGAGACCACAGAGGGAGUUUAUCAAGCAUCGGGCUAUGGCGACCUUUCCGAAGACGAAAGUGUCUGGUUUUGGUUCUUCGAAGCGCGUAACAAUCCGGAUACCGCACCCCUCAUCACCUGGUUUAAUGGCGGUCCUGGAAGUUCAAGUAUGAUUGGGUUGUUCCAGGAGCUAGGGCCAUGUCGGAUCAAUAACGACAGCUCGACUGUAUCGCUGAACCCCUAUGCGUGGAAUGAGUACGCCAACGUCCUCUUCAUCGAUCAGCCAGUAGGCGUUGGUUUCUCCUAUGGAACCUCUACGGUUGGUACCUCCGAAGAAGCCGCUUCAGAUGUCUGGGACUUCAUGCAGAUCUGGAUCACCGAUGAGCGGUUCAGCAAGUACGCGGCAAACGACUUUGCCAUCUGGACGGAGUCAUACGGAGGCCAUUACGGACCUACCUUCGCAUCAUACUUCAUGGACCAGAUUGCUGGUAUCGCGAACGGGACUGUGUCUGGCACUCCUUUGAACUUCAAGACUCUCGGUAUAGGGAACGGUCUCACGGAUGCUAUGGCGCAGUACCCUCAAUAUCUUACCUAUUCCCAGAACAACCCGUACCAUCCAUUGGUAUCGUCGACUGUUUAUAACAGGGCGAACACGUCAAUGUAUUCUUCCAAUGGCUGCCAGCACCAAAUCGAAGCCUGCAAUAACAACGGCAGCAACUCAGUCUGCUCCUCGGCCCAGUCCUACUGCAACAACAACGUUCUCUCUCCUCUCGCAGGCGACUACGAUGUCUACUAUGUUCUCUCUACCAAUGACGACUACCCGCCCGACAUCACACCGUACCUCACGAAUUCGAGCAUUACGGACGCGAUCGGGGCGGAGGCUGACUGGCAGGAAACGAGUACCACGGUCUACGAUAACUUCGCGGCGACAGGCGAUUGGAUGAGGACGAAGAGUCCUUAUUUGGAGAAGGUUAUCGCUGCUGGGCUCAAAGUUGUGCUCUACAAUGGUGACGCUGACUUCAUCUGCAACUACAUGGGCGACGAAGCGACGAUCGACGCGCUCCAAACCUCGACCAGCUCUCUUUGGGCCUCCCAAUCCUUCGCAAACUACACCGUCAAUGGUACUGUCGCAGGUCUCUACAAGAAUGCCGAUAACUUCUCGUACAUCCGGUUUUAUGGCUCCGGGCAUGAGGUCCCAGCAUAUGAGUACGGGGAUCUGGCCAGGGGACAAGCGGCGUUGCAGAUGUUCGAGCAGAUUAUGAUGGGUGGGGCGUUGGUUCCUACAUGAUUUGAAGAGUAGACAAGUUAGACGAUCUGUGGAUUACGACUCCUUAUGAGUAGGAAGAGACUUUGCCCUCGCUGUUAAUGGUUAUGGAGAUAAAUAUAUAAUCUGGUACC
Stereum hirsutum FP-91666 SS1 is the source of this 1605-nucleotide messenger RNA. RefSeq names its product serine carboxypeptidase. The transcript has 13 exons. The coding region runs from base 14 to 1495 and encodes 493 amino acids. Lineage: Eukaryota; Fungi; Basidiomycota; Agaricomycetes; Russulales; Stereaceae. Gene Ontology annotation, biological process: proteolysis. Gene Ontology annotation, molecular function: serine-type carboxypeptidase activity. The record is from RefSeq and is a predicted model, not a curated record. Gene Ontology annotation, cellular component: fungal-type vacuole.